Molecule: messenger RNA, 2292 nt
Organism: Trichoderma breve
Lineage: Eukaryota; Fungi; Ascomycota; Sordariomycetes; Hypocreales; Hypocreaceae
Product: non-SMC mitotic condensation complex subunit 1 domain-containing protein
Exons: 4
Coding region: 1-2292 (763 amino acids)
Biological process (GO): vesicle-mediated transport; intracellular protein transport
Cellular component (GO): membrane coat
Source: RefSeq, a predicted model, not a curated record
AUGGAGUCAAUAUCAAGAAUCUCUGGCCUCUUGGAGGCUGCAAGGGAACUCACCCUCGAUGCCGCCCAGGCCACGCGCGGCGUCCGCACAAGCUCCAAGCUGCUGGACCGUAACCAGAUGCGAAAGCUGCUCGACAGCCGCAACGAGAGGGAGGUGCUGGAGGGACUGCGGCGUGUCAUAGCGAUGAUGUACCGUAACCACAAGACCUUGCCCUUCUUUUCAUCCGUCGUCAAAAACGUCGCCUCGCCCAAUUUCGAAAUCAAAAAGCUCGUUUACAUCUACCUCAUCCACCAUGCCGAGCAGGAGCCCGACCUCGCCCUGCUUUCCAUCAACACGAUCCAAAAGUCGCUCUCCGAUACGAACCCUCAGGUCCGAGCUCUCGCACUGAAAACCAUGUCUGGCAUCCGCGUGCCAGUCAUCAGCCAGAUUGUGUCGCUUGCCAUCAAGAAGGGCGUGGCCGACAUGAGCCCUCUGGUGCGCAAGGCCGCUGCUCUUUCGAUCCCCAAAUGCUACCGGUUGGACCCCAGCCAGUCUCCUCAGCUUCUGGAAUAUUUAGCAACGCUGUUGGGUGAUAAGCAGUACUACGUUGCUGGUGCUGCUGUGUCGGCCUUCUUAGAGAUUUGCCCCGAACGGAUUGAUAUGAUACACAAGCAUUACCGUGGCUUGGUCAAGAAGAUUGUGGACAUGGACGAAUGGAGCCAGCUGGCUACGCUCAAGCUCAUGACGUACUAUGCACGAAAAUGCUUCCCUCGGCGGACUCAACCGGCGGCUACAUCCGAAACCGAAACUCCCCAAACGCAGACCCAAAAUAACAACAACAUCGAUGAUUUCUACGGAGAGUCAAGCUCUUCCAAGCCCACUACCUACUCAACUUCGGUAGACCCUGAUUUGACCCUGCUGCUGAAUGGCAUCAGGCCUCUUCUGCAGAGUCGAAACUCGGGUGUUGUCGUUGCUGUCACAAGGUGUUACAUAGACGUCGGCACUCCAGAAUACGUAAAGCACGCUAUAGGUCCAUUGGUCGCCCUCCUGAGAGGGGCACAGGACAUACAGCAAAUCGCUUUAUACAAUAUUGUUUCCGUUUGUCUUGUGCGUCCACUUGACUUUGUCAAGUAUGCAAGCCACUUUUUGGUCAGAUCGACAGAUAGCGCACCGAUCUGGGAGCUGAAGCUUGAAGUGCUGGCACUCAUCUUCCCACACAGCCCGGUCCAUGUCAAGAGUCUCAUCCUGAAGGAGCUGGAGCACUUUUCGCAAGGAUCCAAUAAGGCUCUUGUACGCGAAGCAGUCCGAGCCAUUGGCCGCUGCGCACAGGCGGAUGCAGCCACAGCGCCUAGGUGUUUGAAGCUGCUCCUAAGCCAGAUCACCAGCUUAGACGGAACCUUGGCUGCAGAGUCGCUGACGGUCAUUCGGCACCUCAUCCAGCAGGAUGCAGAGGCGCAUGCGGGGACGGCGAGAGCGACCAUUAUCUGGUUGGUAGGCGAGUUUUCUGGCCUUAACGGGGAAGACAACAUCGCGCCGGACGUUUUUCGCAUUCUCCUCAAGGACUUUGCCAGCGAAUCGGAGGCUGCAAAGCGCCAGAUAUUGCUUCUUGGCGCGAAAGUUUAUCUUCACCAUCUGAAUCGUCAAAGCGAAGCAGAAAAGAAUAGAGUAGGAGAAGAAGACCCUCCCCUGGAGGUAGAGAAGCACCCCAUCGAAAGAUUGUGGGACUACGUCCUGCUCCUUGUGAGAUAUGAUGUCUCGUUUGAUCUGCGAGACCGAGCCCGCAUGUAUCGUGCCGUGCUUUCUGUGCCGCAGCUUGCUACGCUGAUGCUCCUUGCGCCAAAGCCCGCUCCCCAAGCGCCCAGUCCAUCCGAAUCGAGAAAAGGAUUCCUGUUGGGCUCUUCGACUCUUGUCUUGGCUGGAGGUGGCGGUCUGCAUGGCCUCAGGGGAUACGAAACACUGCCUGAUUGGGUCGAGCCUGGCAAGGAGCCCGAUCCACGGUUACGCGAAGCAGAAAAGGACGCUACGGCAGCACGCUAUGACAGCGAGAGAUCUACGGUAUCGGCGGCUGACAAACUUGACGAGAUUGUUAGAUCGGCACCAGUUAGCAAGUCAAACGGUGCUGGGGAGAGUCUAAGGACGAAGACUUUGGAUGAUUGGCUGGCUGAAGAGGAGGAGGAGGAAGAGGAGGAAGAGGAAGAGAGUGAAGAGGAAGAAAGCGAGGAGGAAGAGUCCGAGGAGGAAGAAGAUGAUGAGGAAGAAGAGGAAGAAGACAGUGAUGAUGACGGAGAAACAGAUAGACUAGUCAAGUCAUGA